Lampris incognitus (smalleye Pacific opah) is the source of this 6885-nucleotide messenger RNA. It is a transcript of the gene chd1, whose product is annotated as chromodomain helicase DNA binding protein 1. Bases 307 to 5766 code for a protein of 1819 amino acids. Lineage: Eukaryota; Metazoa; Chordata; Actinopteri; Lampriformes; Lampridae. Gene Ontology annotation, cellular component: chromatin; nucleus. Gene Ontology annotation, biological process: nucleosome organization; regulation of transcription by RNA polymerase II. The transcript has 36 exons. The record is from RefSeq and is a predicted model, not a curated record. Gene Ontology annotation, molecular function: ATP hydrolysis activity; histone binding; ATP-dependent chromatin remodeler activity.
CGAUCCAACACGAAGUCCUCCUGUUUCUCCGAAUGCCGUCUUUCUAAAACUCUUUCAAGUCGUAUUUUGGAAACAUUAACUUGACUCCAUACUUGUUUUUUAGGAAUAAGAGCCGAGAAGAAACCGGAAGUAGUAGUGUCCAAACGUCCAAAACCGCAAUCGCUUAUUGGAAGCUACUCUCCCUGAUCGGGAGUUAGCUAGCCAAGGGGGAUAAAAGGAGGAAAAAAGGGGAUCAUCAUCGCUUAAAUUUCCAGUGGAGGACGCCAAGCGUUCGUGUGAUAAAGCACGUUCUGGGACGUAAGGAACAUGGCCAGACGUGGCGAGGACGAGAGUGUCAGCAACAGCGGCGGAGAAUCGAGUAACUCCGAUGACGAAUCCGUCUCCGGCUCGGCCUCCAGUUCGACCUCCUCCAGCAGCAGCAGUGGCAGCAGCAGUAGCAGCCGGUCGGGUGGCAGCGACUCGGGAAGCGGCGCUGACUCAGCGAGCCAUUCGGAUUCUGACUCCGGAAUGUCUAAGAAGAAGGUGGAGCCCCCGAACAAGUCGAACAUCGACGGAGCGGAGUUCUGGAAAUCUAACCCAAGCAUUUUGGCGGUGCAGAGGUCGGCCAUGCUAAGGAAGCAGCAGCAGCUCCAACAGCGGCGACAGAGCUCUUCAAAUAGCGCAUCCGACGAGGACUCGUCGAGCAGUGAUGAGUCCGACUCUUCGAGCGGAUCCAGAAGAAGAAGGAGGAGAAGAAACUCUGGCUCCUCUGUGUCCGGGACCGGAUCCGAUUCUGGGAGUGGCUCUGAUUCGGAUUCUGCUUCAGCGGGGGACAACAGUGAUGAGACGGCAUCAGACUACGAGCCCAGCCAUAAAGUCCGGAGCAGAAAGCCCCCUGCAAAGGUGAAUGCGCAAACGAGAAAUAAAAGCGGUGCCCAGAGGAAGAAACCCCAGGCGGGUUCAUCGUCGUCAUCAUCCUUCGACGACACUGCCAACGGCCACGGCAAAGUGGUGUCGGCGGGGCCGCGGCGGCAGGCCACCGUCAAUGUCAGCUACAAGGAGGACGAGGAAUUGCGGACAGACUCGGAUGACCUUGUGGAAGUGCCAGGCGAAGAUGUGCCACCGCCCGAGGAGGACGAGUUCGAGACCCUCGAAAGGGUGAUGGAGAGCAGAACAGGGAGAAAAGGAGCUACGGGAGGUACCACCACGGUGUACACCAUUGAGGCGGACGGGGACCCAAAUGGUGACUUCGACGCUGCCACUGAGGUCGGCGAGACGCAGUACCUGAUCAAAUGGAAAAACUGGUCGCACAUCCAUAAUACCUGGGAGACAGAGGAGAGCCUCAAACAGCAGAACGUCAAGGGCAUGAAGAAGCUGGACAACUUCAAGAAAAAGGAGCAGGAGAAAAAGAAAUGGUUGAAGUCAGCAUCGCCGGAGGACGUCGAGUAUUUGAACUGUCAGGAGGAGCUCAUGGAUGACUUGCACUCGCAGUAUCAGGUCGUCGAGCGGAUCAUCGGGCACUCAAACCAGAAGUCGGCUGCUGGCUACCCGGACUACCUGUGCAAGUGGCUGGGCCUGCCAUACUCGGAGUGCAGCUGGGAGGACGGCGCGCUCAUUGCCCGGAAGUUCCAGCGGUGCAUUGACGACUACGUGAGCCGAAACCAGUCCAAGACCAUCCCGUCCAGAGACUGCAAGGUGCUGAAGCAGAGGCCUCGGUUUGUGCCAAUGAAGAAGCCGCCAUCCUAUGCGGGGGGCGAUGGGCUCGAGCUCCGGGACUACCAGAUGGACAGCUUGAACUGGAUGGCUCACUCGUGGUGCAAGGGUAACAGCUGCAUCCUCGCUGAUGAAAUGGGCCUGGGCAAGACCAUCCAGACCAUCUGCUUCCUUAACUACCUCUUCCACGAGCACCAGCUAUACGGGCCUUUUCUGCUUGUUGUGCCACUGUCCACACUCACUUCCUGGCAAAGGGAGAUCCAGCUGUGGGCACCGCGGAUUAACGUGGUGGUUUACCUCGGCGAUGUCAGCAGCAGGAACAUGAUCCGAAUGCACGAGUGGAUGCACGUCCAGAAUAAGAGGCUGAAGUUCAAUGUCCUCCUCACAACGUAUGAAAUCCUCCUCAAGGAUAAGUCGUUCCUGGGGGCCGUAAACUGGGCGUUCAUUGGCGUGGAUGAGGCGCACCGCCUGAAAAACGAUGACUCCCUUCUCUACAAGACCAUGAUUGACUUCAAGUCCAACCACCGGCUGCUCAUCACGGGAACCCCGCUGCAGAACUCGCUGAAGGAGCUCUGGUCCCUGUUGCAUUUCAUCAUGGCUGAGAAGUUCCACUCUUGGGAGCUGUUCGAAGAGGAGCAUGGCAAGGGCCGGGACUCAGGCUACACCAGCCUGCACAAGGAGCUGGAGCCGUUCCUGCUGCGCCGGGUCAAGAAGGAUGUGGAGAAGUCGCUCCCAGCCAAAGUGGAGCAGAUCCUUCGGGUGGAGAUGAGCGCUAUCCAGAAGCAGUACUACAAGUGGAUCCUGACUAGGAACUACAAGGCGCUGAGCAAAGGUGCCAAGGGCAGCACGUCGGGCUUCCUCAAUGUAAUGAUGGAGCUGAAGAAGUGCUGCAACCAUUGCUACCUCGUCAAGCCACCCGAGGAUGGCGAGUUCCAUAGCAGGGCUGAUGCCUUACAGCACUUGAUCCGCAGCAGCGGGAAGCUGGUCCUGCUUGACAAACUGCUGGUGCGGCUAAAGGAGCGUGGCCACCGUGUCCUCAUUUUUUCCCAGAUGGUCCGGAUGCUGGACAUCCUGGCCGACUACCUCCGGAGCCGGCAGUUCCUCUUCCAGAGAUUAGACGGCUCCAUCAAGGGGGAGAUGAGGAAGCAGGCGCUGGAUCACUUCAAUGCCGAAGGCUCUGAGGAUUUCUGCUUCCUGUUGUCGACGCGCGCCGGAGGCCUCGGUAUCAACCUGGCAUCGGCGGACACGGUGGUCAUCUUUGACUCGGAUUGGAACCCCCAGAACGACCUACAGGCUCAGGCCCGAGCCCACCGCAUUGGCCAGAAGAGACAGGUGAACAUCUACCGUCUGGUGACGAAAGGCUCAGUGGAGGAAGACAUCAUUGAGAGGGCAAAGAAGAAGAUGGUUCUAGACCACCUGGUCAUUCAAAGGAUGGAUACUACAGGGAAGACUGUACUCCACACUGGUGCGGCUCCCUCAAGUUCUACUCCAUUCAACAAAGAGGAAUUGUCUGCUAUUCUGAAGUUUGGUGCUGAGGAGCUUUUCAAAGAGCCAGAGGGCGAGGAACAGGAACCUCAGGAAAUGGAUAUUGACGAGAUCCUUAAAAGAGCAGAGACCAAAGAGAAUGACCCUGGACCAUCCACAGUGGGGGAAGAGCUGCUGUCUCAGUUCAAGGUGGCCAAUUUCUCCAUGUUGGAGGAUGAGGAAAUUGAUAUAGACUCUGAGCGCAGUCAACGUAGUUGGGAGGACAUCAUCCCAGAAGAACAGAGGAGGAGAUUGGAGGAGGAGGAAAGGCAGAAGGAGCUGGUGGAGAUCUACAUGCUACCACGAAUGAGAAAUUGUGCCAAACAGAUCAGCUUUAAUGGCAAUGAGAGCAGAUGUAGCAGAAACAGACGGUACUCUGGCUCUGACAGUGACUCGACUUCAGAUCGGAAGAGGCCAAAAAAAAGAGGACGGCCACGAACUAUUCCACGAGAAAACAUCAAGGGCUUCAGUGAUGCUGAGAUACGAAGAUUUGUUAAAAGUUACAAAAAGUUUGGUGGACCACUUGAAAGGCUGGACGCAAUUGCUCGCGAUGCUGAGCUUGUAGAUAAGUCUGAACAUGACCUGAAGCGCUUAGCAGAGACUGUUCACAACGGCUGUGUAAGAACCCUCCAGGAGAACCCCUGUGGACUAGAGAAGACCUCAGGAGGCAGAAGAGGAAAGAUGAAGGGUCCAACUUUCAGGAUAUCUGGUGUUCAAGUAAAUGCCAAGCUUGUUAUCUCUCAUGAAGAAGAGUUGGCACCCCUCCACAAGGCAAUUCCUGCUGACCCGGAAGAGAGGAAGAAGUACAUGAUUCCGUGCCACUCAAAAGCAGCACACUUUGACAUUGAGUGGGGGAAGGAGGAUGACUCCAGUCUCCUCAUAGGCAUCUAUGAGUAUGGGUACGGCAGCUGGGAGAUGAUCAAGAUGGACCCAGAUCUCAACCUUACGCACAAGCUUUUACCAGAUGACCCUGACAAAAAACCACAGGCCAAACAGCUGCAGACAAGAGCAGACUACCUCAUCAAAUUACUAAGCAAGGAUCUGGCCAAAAAGGAAGCACAGAGACAAGCAGGGGUGGGCAAUUCACGGAAGAGGAAACCAAGGAGCAAAAAGAACAAAGCUGCGAAGCCAAACAAGAUGGAUGCAGUGAUAAAGGGUCCAUCUUCAGAUCCACCCUCAGACAAGAGGUCAGAGGAGGAGGACAUUGAGGAGAUUGAGGAAGAAAAGGAGGUGGCACCAGUGAAGCUGCCACCCAGAAGAGCCAGAACAGACAGAGCAAUGCUGAAGGAGGACGAGGAGCCCAGUCCGGACGUGCCGCUGUUAAUACCAGAGGACAGAGAAGUCAAAGAAAGGGAAAUCAAGAAAGAGUGCAAAAAGGAAAAAAAAGAGGAAAGUAGAGAUGUAAAAGAGAAAAAGGAACCAAAAGAGAAGAAAGACGUGAAGCCUCUUGAGCCAUUUCAUAAAGAAGAGGACGUCAUUGAUCAACAGGUUGAAGCGAAGGCCGAGGUACGAGAAAAAACAAAGAAACUCUCAGACUCCGCACUCCAUACGACAACAGGUGGAGAGAAUAUGCCCAUCUCUGAGGAUCUGGAAGAACUCGACCAGAAGACCUUCAGUGUGUGUAAAGAGAGGAUGCGACCUGUAAAGGCAGCUCUGAAGCAGCUGGACAGGCCGGAAAAGGGCCUGUCAGAGCGACAGCAGUUGGAGCACACAAGACAGUGUCUGAUUAAGAUUGGUGACCACAUCACUGAGUGUCUAAAAGAGUAUUCAAACCCUGAGCAGAUCAAACAGUGGAGAAAAAACUUGUGGAUAUUUGUUUCCAAAUUCACUGAAUUUGAUGCCAGGAAAUUGCAUAAAUUGUAUAAGCAUGCAAUCAAGAAAAGACAAGAGAGUGCCCUGACAGGGGACCAGGACACUAGCACUGUAAAUACUCAUGGCUUUAAACAUGCAGACGUUGAUAGGCUAAAGGACAACUCCCACCACGACGACAGCAGCAGGGAUAGCUACAGCUCAGACAGGCACCUGCCACCGGCCCGAUACCAGGAGCGCAGCAGCAGUAAGGACCAGGAGCGCAGCAGCAGUAAGGACCGACACACCUCUGACCCCCACAGGAAGACAGGGGGCGCUGGAGGAGACUCCAGGAAAAGAUCCUAUACCUCCUUCAGCAAUGGCAAAGACCACAGAGACAGAGACCACUAUAGGCCGGACAGCAGAGACCGACAGGAUAGAUACUACAGUGAUGUCAAGCACAGGAAGCUGGAUGAGCACCGCUCCAGCAGAGACUAUCGGUCGGAAAGAGACGGCAAGGAUCACUCCCAUUCUGACCACUGCUCAAGCUCCGAGUACCACAAGUCAGCCUCGCGUGACUCCUACCGCUUUCAGUCGGACUGGCAGAUGGACCAGAGGCCGUCAGCCAGUGGACCUCACUCACCUCAUGACCAGCGCUCCCCUUUUGACUCACGUUCACCGCUGGGCCACAGAUCACCUUUUGAAUAUUCAUCAGAUCACAAAAGCACACCAGAGCAAAUGUGGAGCGGCCGCAAGACAUAACAGGACCAUCUUGGGCCCAGAGGACUAACUUCAGCUAGGCAGUCUUGCAGCAGUGGUAGCAGCCAUAGACUCACAAACACAGUAAAUGCCUUAUGUGGACUGUGGAUAAAAACAGAUAGUUGUAUGAAGCACUGUGUAUGCUGGCUCAGUGUGACUUCGGUUUCCAUUCUUUAAAGGUGCGGCAACAUAUCUCUGGAACUUGGAAUGGAGGGUCAGGGAUGGGGAUCAAACAAGGCAGCCGAUAAAAAUGCAUAUUUUUGUAUUUAAAGAGUUUAAAGCUGCACUGUGAGCGUUGCAGGAUGCAGCAUAUUUUCUUGUAUUAUUUUUCUAAAGUUUUGCUUUUUAAAUUUAAGAAAACGGACACAUUUACCUGGAGUGCUGCCUCACAUCCUCUUUCGACCCAUGACACUGGAUCUCUCAUUUAAAUAUUCUUGUAUUUUUUCUUUAUUGCCUAAAAUGGUUCUUCAUUUUAUUGGAUUGUGUUAAAUCAUUAAGAAAGUUUUUUUUUUCUCAUUGGUUGUGUUAAAAGUUGACCACUGGACAACAAAGAUUUUUCUUCCUGAACACUUUGGGGUGUAUUUUAUGGAUUUUGGGCUGCUGAUCAUGAAAAUCACCUUAAAAUGUUCCUAUCGCAUACCGUUUUGUAGAUAUAACCUAUUUUUGUGAUUUCCCAUCAUAUUUUAAGUCUACUAGUAUAUUACCCACAAACAAGCUGUGUUGGUCAGUCCCAGCAUGCCUGGGCAGCACUCAGUGUAGGUGCUAUGCAGAGGUUGUCUUAGGCAGCCUGGGCAUUCUGAGUCAGGUCAGAUGCUGCAGACAGGUUAUAGAAGCUGCUCACAUGUACACAUGCUGUUUGGACGCAUGUUGGUGCACAUGUUCUUCAGGCAGUAGCAUCGUGAGUAUACUUAACAACAGAAUGUAUUGUCUUCAGGAAGAUUUAAUACAGCAGAAAUGUCUCGUCAGUGUUGCAGCAGCUGCAGUACAUACUGUUACAUCUGUGGGGAGGACACGCUUAAGACUUAAAGACCCACCAUGACUGCACUUAUUAAGAAAGCCUUUGAGCUCUACUUCAGAUGUAACAUUGGUGACCAAGAGAAACCCUGGGCUCCCCACAUUUGU